GUCGGCAUCCGUAACACACUCGCUCUGCCCACGCGUUCCAUUCUCUCCUACUGACUCGCCGCCUGCGCCGCAGCAGCAUGGACGCCCCAAGGCAGGUGGUCAAUUUUGGGCCCGGGCCCGCCAAGCUGCCGCGCUCGGUAUUGUUAGAGAUACAAAAAGAAUUACUAGACUACAAAGGCAUUGGGAUUAGUGUUCUUGAAAUGAGCCACAGGUCAUCAGAUUUUGCUAAGAUUCUUAACAACACGGAGAAUCUUGUGCGGGAACUGCUAGCUGUUCCAGACAACUACAAGGUGAUUUUUGUGCAAGGAGGUGGCUGUGGCCAGUUCAGUGCUGUUCCCUUAAACCUGAUUGGACGGAAAGCAGGAAGGUGUGCCGACUAUGUGGUGACAGGAGCUUGGUCUGCUAAGGCUGCGGAAGAGGCCAAGAAGUUUGGGACUGUGAACAUUGUCCACCCUAAACUUGGGAGUUACACAAAAAUUCCAGACGCAAGCACCUGGACCCUCAGCCCUGAGGCCUCCUACGUGUAUUACUGCGCCAACGAGACCGUGCAUGGUGUGGAGUUUCACUUUAUCCCUGACGUCAAGGAUGCAGUGCUGGUUUGUGACAUGUCCUCAAACUUCCUAUCCAAGCCAGUGGAUGUUUCCAAGUUUGGGGUGAUUUUUGCUGGUGCGCAGAAGAACGUUGGCUCUGCCGGAGUCACGGUAGUGAUCGUCCGCGAUGACCUGCUGGGCUUCGCCCUCAGAGAGUGCCCCUCGGUCCUGGAGUACAAAGUGCAGGCCACAAACAACUCCUUGUACAACACACCUCCCUGCUUCAGUGUCUACGUCAUGGGCUUGGUCCUGGAGUGGAUUAAGAACAAUGGCGGUGCAGCGGCCAUGGAGAAGCUUAGCUCCAUCAAAUCUCAAAUGAUUUAUGAUAUCAUUGAUAAUUCGCAAGGAUUCUAUGUAUGUCCAGUGGAGCCCCAGAAUAGAAGCAAGAUGAAUAUUCCAUUCCGCAUUGGCAAUGCCAAAGGGGACGAUGCUUUAGAAAAAAGAUUUCUCGAUAAAGCCCUUGAGCUCAACAUGAUCUCCUUGAAAGGGCAUCGGUCUGUGGGAGGCAUCCGGGCCUCUCUGUAUAAUGCCGUCACGAUCGAGGAUGUGCAGGAGCUGGCAGCCUUCAUGAAGAAAUUUUUGGAGAUGCAUCAACUGUGAAUACAUCCUGUCUAAUAUAUACUCUACCCUUGAACAAUGUCCAAAAUUUAAAGUAACUUAAUGGCUUCAAAAAAUUACCCAUGGUAUUUUUCUCAAAGGAACAUGCUUAUUAGAGAUUUUUCUUUUGUUUUUCAAACAACAACGAGAUAUACACAGCUGGUACUGCACAGCUGGUACAACAGACACCUUAAUUUUGACUUGAACUGGAAGCAUUUAAAAAAUCUCACUUUAGCUUUUCUAAUGAUUCCAGCUUAUGUUGUCUUUGCUGAUACUUUUUCUAGCUAGAUCUCAGUAUUCAGACUUGCCUGUGGACUUACACAAAGUAUUAAUAUUUCAAACUUGUAGCAUUGAGGGUAGGUGGGGUUCGUUAGGUGCUGAAUCUUGAUCCUUUUCAAAAUGACAGCAGUGGGGACUUCUGGGUUCCACAAUUGUCAAUUCAGGUCAACCUUGACCAUGUGGUGAGUGUUUAGGAGUUGUAGGCUAAAGGGCCAAUUAGAGAUCUUUAUACUGUUAUUCUCAUAAAGAGAUAAAAGUGACAUACCAUAUGUUUAUAUAGCAAGGUCUGUUUUUAAUACCAGAUAGUUUAUAUCUCUAUACAUUUAUAUUUCUAAUGAUGUGGUUUUCAAUGAUAUAUGUAGUGACUUUGGGAAUUAGUUAGAAUCCCAGACCUUAUGUGUUAAUAGCAGUAUAUUUUCAAUGGUUUUUGUCUCUCUCCUUCCUUUUGAAGCUGCUUUAAGAGAUUUAGGAGCUCCUCGAUUCACUUUUAUUUUCCUUUCAAUAGGUGGAAGAGAAAGUUGGUUGGUUGGUUCUUUAUUUUUCAGUUAUGCCGUUAAACUAAAAAAUCUCUGUUAAAUUCCCUUUUGUUCAACUUGACUGUUCUCGUUAUAGUGUUUGCCCAUAGUGAUGCUAUAAGUUCUGGAAAAUCCUUGCUGAAGAGUCUUUUCCUCUAUUAUUCAUCCAUUGUCAGUAUUUUAUGUUGAAUACGUG
This is a messenger RNA of Pteronotus mesoamericanus, 2177 nucleotides long. RefSeq names its product phosphoserine aminotransferase 1 (gene PSAT1). The transcript has 9 exons. The coding region runs from base 78 to 1190 and encodes 370 amino acids. Gene Ontology annotation, molecular function: O-phospho-L-serine:2-oxoglutarate transaminase activity; pyridoxal phosphate binding. Gene Ontology annotation, cellular component: cytoplasm. The record is from RefSeq and is a predicted model, not a curated record. Gene Ontology annotation, biological process: L-serine biosynthetic process. Lineage: Eukaryota; Metazoa; Chordata; Mammalia; Chiroptera; Mormoopidae.